This is a messenger RNA of Thamnophis elegans (Western terrestrial garter snake), 3740 nucleotides long. RefSeq names its product KN motif and ankyrin repeat domains 3 (gene KANK3). Gene Ontology annotation, molecular function: protein binding. Lineage: Eukaryota; Metazoa; Chordata; Lepidosauria; Squamata; Natricidae. The transcript has 11 exons. Gene Ontology annotation, biological process: negative regulation of actin filament polymerization. Gene Ontology annotation, cellular component: cytoplasm; cytoskeleton. The record is from RefSeq and is a predicted model, not a curated record. Bases 273 to 3218 code for a protein of 981 amino acids.
AGCUCCAGAUUGGAAGCGGCGCGGCUCCGCUCGGGAAACGCUGGAGCGCAUCCCUCGGCCCUGACUCACGCCAAGGCUCCCGCCAGAAGGGAAGGGGCGCGCCCGCCCGCCCGCCUUCCCUCCUCGCUCGCCCGCAGCCGGAGCUGCUCGCGGGGCGCCGGCCGAAGGGGAGCCCACCGCCCGCCGCCGCCCUCCGGAGCGGAGCCCAGCACCCAGGCUGACCCCUCCCUCCCUUGGGCAGAGCUGGGCUUCGGGGGACCCUGGAAGCAGGAAUGGCCCGGGUGCCACACCUGGACCACGGCUCCACAGGUGUGGCUCAUCCUUUCUCGCACCCGGAUCAGGAGCAGGGCAGGGAGAAGAUGCCUUACUCGGUGGAAACCCCCUACGGCUUCCUGCUGGAUCUGGACUUCCUCAAGUAUGUGGACGACAUCGAGAGGGGCCAGACCCUCCGGAAGCUGCCCCUCCACCGCAAAGUGAAGGGGUUCAAGCAAUCCCAGAGUGCCCCCCGCAGCCCAAUGGGGGGCUGGGCCUCUACCGAGUCCCUGUCCUCCACCACCAGCGAGGACGGGAAGCCCCCCUUCUCCCCACGGCCCCGAACGGCUUCCUACGGAACCAAGGACCUCGCCGGCAAAGACGGCUCCUUCCCGACGUCUCCUGCGCCCGCCGCCCAGCGUCUCCCUCCAGCGUCUCCUGAUUCAGUGGGGAGAGGCCGCCGGGUGGAGACCACCUUGCUGGAGACCAGCAGGCGGCUGGAGGAGGCACAGCUGAGUUUGCUGACCGGUGGAGGGCCUGCGGUGCCCAAGAGGAUGGACAGCCCUUCCAAAAACAGCGCGUGUCCCCCCAACUCUGCGUCCUCUCUCUCCGGAGACAGCCAGGCUGAGUCCGUGAAGACAAGCCCCCCCAAUUCAGGAAGGAGUACCCCGGUUCCAACCGUCAGCCCCGCGCACCUCCAUCAUGUCCGGGAGCAGAUGGCUGCUGCCCUUAAACAGCUGAAGGAGCUGGAGGAGCAGGUGAAGAUGAUCCCCCUCCUGGAGGAGCAGAUCUGCCAGCUGAAGCGGGAGAAGGAGCAGAUGGCGGCUGGCUUGGGGGAGAAGGGGGAGGUUGAAGUCGAUGAGACGGGCGUCUUCCUCUUCCCCCCAAGACAAGCCCUCAAAAAUGGGGCUGCUUGUCUGGACAGAGGAGGGCCCCAUCUUGAGAGUGAGGGAGAGGCGACCAAAGGAAGGACAAGUAAGAUUGCAGAGCUGAAGAAACUGACCGAGCGGCUGACCGGUCCAGAGAGGCCUGGGAAGAGCAGAGGAGGGGGGCGGCCCCCAAGAGCAGAGCAGCCCAGCCAGAGGUCCAUCGGAGUCGGAGAGGAGGGAGACAUGAGUGACGUCGUUUGCUACUACCGGACCCAAAGGCCGUGCCGGGAAGUGGCCGUUGGGUGCGAGACGGAGACCUGCGACGCAGAGGUGUGGGUGAUGGAGUCUUUCCUUGGGGUCUCGUCGGCCGCAGAGGAGGAGAUGCAGCUGGUGCAGCAGAGAGUCCAGCAUCAACAGGCCGUCAUCGCCAUGCUGGAGGGGAACCUCAAGGCAGCCACCGAGGAACUGGAGGAGUUGAGGGUGGAGGUUUGCUCCCGCAGGCCAGGCAGCCUGGUCAGCCGAGCAACCUUAGCCUGUCCGGAGACGGCUGAAGCCUGCGUGGAGGCCAUGACGUCCACCCGGUGCCAGGCUGUGGGCAACCACGUCGAAACAGUGGAGGUCGGCGUCCAGAGCUUUCGGCACGUGUCCCACAUAGGAGUCGGUUGCAACUUGCAAGGGGACUCGAAUGCAGAAGCAAAACUCGCCAAGGACUCACAACGGAAAAUGUCACCAAUCCCCCUGGGGACGGAGCAAGAGGACCAGAAAGGACACUGUGGAAUGGCAACGCCUCAUCGUGGCACAGCUGAGGAGGGGUCCAGCUCAGAAGAUGCCCGUGGCAAGGAAGGGACACCAGUCCAGCUGGCUAUGAAGACCACAGAACUGGAUACCGGCCCAUCAUUGCCCCUGGGAAUGGGUGGCAAGCGCAGCCAUGAGCCCAAUGGAGCACAGGGGGUUUCGGGGACUGGUGCUCUGAAGUCCAUCAUGAAGCGGCUGGACAGCCCAGCCAAAGCAGAGCCGGGGGCCAGUGGGAAGAAGACCCUCCAGUUUGUGGGCCUCCUGAAUGGCGAGUAUGAGAGCACCUCUAGUGAGGAGGAGGAGGAAGAGGAGGAGGAGGAGGAGGAAGAAGAGGAGGAGGAGGAGGGAUCUCCCCACAGCUCCUUCAGCGAGACCGUCGGUGGCUUGGAGGGCGAUCUGGCUGCCAACCCAGAUGUCAGUGACAGCAGCGAGGAUGAGGAAGGGAGUCCGGCCACCGAGGCAGGCCCAGGCCACCCAAGGCUGGGCCCUGAUCCUGAAGAUGCUGCUGGACACGAAGGAGCAACUCCCAAGGUCAAGGAGAGGUUUGAGCUGAGCCCAUGGAUGAGAGAGGCCUGCCUGGUGGUCCGGAGCCACCUGGGCCAGGGCAGAGGGGCCCCAAAGAGCAAAGAGCUGCUGUCCAGCAGCAGCCUGGUCCUGCAGGAAUGGUUCCGGGUGUCCAGCCAGAAGAGCUCCCGGGCCAGCAAGGUGGGCAAGUACCUGGAGGCCUUGGGCGAGCUCUCCCCGGCACUCCUGGCGCACGUCAUCAACCUCUCCGAUGGCAACGGGAACAUGGCGCUCCACUACAGCGUCUCCCACUCCAACUUCGACAUCGUCCGGCUCCUCCUGGACACAGGUGUUUGCAACAUCAACCACCAGAAUAAAGCAGGUUACACAGCCCUCAUGUUGGCUGCGCUGGCAACCAUGGAGCGACAGGACGAUAUGGCCACAGUCCGGCGCCUCUUUGACCUGGGCAACGUCAACGCCAAGGCCAGUCAAGCCGGCCAGACGGCGCUGAUGUUGGCGGUCAGCCACGGGAGGCAAGAGAUGGUGGAGGCCCUCCUGGCGUGCGGGGCAGACGUCAACCUGCGGGACGAGGAGGGCUCCACUGCGCUCAUGUGCGCCUGCGAGCACGGCCGGGCGGAAACCGUGCAGCUGCUUCUGGCGCAGCCGGCCUGCGACGCCUCCAUCGCCGACAAUGACGGCAACGAUGCUGCGGCCAUCGCCCGGGAGGCCGGACACGAGAACCUCGCAGCUCUGAUAUCUGCGCACCUCACACCGUCCGCAGACAGGACGGGACCGUGACAGAAUCCGGCUGCGACCCUGGGCGGCCUCGGUCCUUAAACCAUCCUGCCUGCAGCUGCCUUUCCCUGGCCUCAAGGACCCGCAACCAAAGAGAAAGCCCCCUCCACUCCAGGAGACGCUUCCUACACCACCGCAAAGCUCUCCGUGCACACGUGCUCUGGCGAGCCCUUGGGAUCCCUUUGGGGGGGGGGGGAAGGCUCGCCCUGGGCAGGCUUCACUAUUUUGGGCCACCCACCUUGUCUAUCUUACGGUGUCCUUAAUCCCACCAACAGGAAAUGUCAUCAGCACAAAAACUGUUUUAUCGCACAAAGAUUUGCCGCGUGCAACUUUCUUACUCCGCGCACAUGGAGAGAAGUUGGAGAGCGGGGACUGGGGACCAAGGCCUCUUCCCAAGAGGGGAGAGAUAUCCGCCAGGCAAAUCUCUCAAAGCGUAAUGAAAACUGGGGCGGAGUGCCCCACAAGGACUAGAAACCACCUAUCCCGAUUUUUUUAUCUCGCUAGAAUAAAAUCCCGUUAACACUU